AUGCCUCUCGUCGGCGUCCGAGACGGCGCUGGCGACCGAGGCCUCGCCGGCCCCAUCGUGCUACGAGCGCCAGUUGAGCCCUUGCGGCCACCAGACUUAUCCUGGUUCCAGCAUCAAACGAACUGGAUGACGCGCGUGGCUGCAGCUCGUCCUCCAUCGACACCGUGCCCGGACUCCGCUGCCCUCGGCUCCGGCACGCCGCCCCCGGACUUCGCUGCCGUCCUCGGCCUCCGCCACCGCCCACCGCCGCCAGCCACCGCGAGCUCUGGCGGUACGGGCGGCGCGGACGACGCGAGCUCCGACGGCACGGGAGACACGGGCUCCGGUGGCGCAGGCUUCGGCGGAGGGCACCGCGCCGGUGAGGACGAGGCGAAGCAGCCGCGUCGUGCGAGUCUGCGAGGCGGAGCCGUGGAGGGGCUGGGAGAUGUGAAUGAAACAAUUAAAAAAUCUAAAAAUGAGUGGGACCCACCAAUCAACAACCGGUGA
Messenger RNA from Miscanthus lutarioriparius, 486 nucleotides. The record is from the annotation of a GenBank genome assembly. NCBI's taxonomy places the organism in Eukaryota, Viridiplantae, Streptophyta, Magnoliopsida, Poales, Poaceae.